AUGUCAGUCCCCUACAGGCUCAGCGCACUCCGCGCUAUUUCUGGAUUUCGGACGGAGUCGGACGAGGCAGCCACAGUAUUGGCGGGAAUGCUCCCAGUAGAUAUAUUGGCCAAGGAAAUUGAGAAAAAAUACAUAGCCCGAAUAGCGAUGGGCGAUGCCAUCUCAAUGGACGUCAUCCGAAGUUCGGAGAGAGCAGCAUCAAUGGCAAUUUGGCAGGAAAGAUGGAUCACAGCGAACAAGGGGAGAUGGACACACAAACUAAUCCCCAAUCUGGAGCAAUGGACUGGGAGACGGAAUGGAGAAAUUAACUUUGUCCUAACGCAGUUCUUUUCUGGAAACAGCGUACAGGAAGUAUCUCCAGAGGUUCAGGCACGGGAACACUCCAUAGUGCCCGAACUGUCUAAAUCUGGAUGA
Messenger RNA from Drosophila montana, 414 nucleotides. RefSeq lists its product as uncharacterized. The coding region runs from base 1 to 414 and encodes 137 amino acids. The transcript has a single exon. NCBI's taxonomy places the organism in Eukaryota, Metazoa, Arthropoda, Insecta, Diptera, Drosophilidae. The record is from RefSeq and is a predicted model, not a curated record.